GAGGAGAAGCAGGGACAUGCAGUGUGCUGAGAUCACAUCCUUGGCGUGUGCACUGCGGCGACCGGCCCCUCGAACCUGAACCCGAACCCGAACCCGAGCGAGCUCUUUGUGGACGGCCUUCGGGGUUUUUUUUUUUUUUUUUUUCCUCCCCCCCUGAGUGAAUCUAUCCUUUCUGAAACGUGGAUCGCCUUGUACACGCGUGACCAUGGGCCGCACGUAGACGCGUCCCCGCUGUGGUGGGUUUCGCCGGAAUUUUAGGUUUGCCUCGCUGGAAUCGCCGCUGCAAAUCGAACCCGGGACGGCGCGGGAUGUGGGGGAGGAGCGAAUACGAGGACGGUGUGGAGCCCUACAAGACAGCAGGCUCUGGUGCCCCCUCUCCAGCAUGGCUUCCAGGCUGCGAAUCCACAGCGUGGCCCCCAACUGCUUCCUCAUCGACAGGCAGCAGCAUUAACCGUGGCCGCCGACACAGUACAGCUUCCGACAGCGGCGACACAGGCAUUGGCACGUCUUGCUCUGACAGCGUGGAAGAUCACUCCAGUUCAAGUGGGACACUGUCCUUCCAGCCUCUGCGUCCUCACGGCUGCAUCCCCACGGCACACGUCAUGCCCUCGCCAUCCAGCUCCAAGCUGGAUGCCUCAUCUUCCAGAGGCCCCUGGAGCACCUCGCAGCCAACAACACCCGUCAACGGCCCUCUGGACAUGAAGGACCCACGUCCAGUGCGCCGCUGGUCCUCACUCACCCGUCUGGCUGGCUCUGAGAAGACCAGCAUGCGAGGGGUCAUUGGAAGUCGGGUGGAGGCCCACGGCUCGCUGGACCGCGGGCUUCAGUACAGCUCCCGACUGGGCAGCCUGCAGCACAGCCUGGAGACCUUCCGCCUGGACAGUUCCCCAGGUUCUCACACAUUUUCACCAGGGGCAGAGUCCUGCUACAGAUACGAGCCAAGCGCCACAUUAGAAUCCGGCGUUACAUCACCCCUCAAGCCCAGCACCCUGGACCUGACCUUCAGUGCCUUGCCCGAGAGCAGGACCCCAGUGACCCCUCUUCACACCCCCGGGCAGAGGAGCACAUCCCUUGGACACAAAUCAGUGGGCGGCUCUCCCAUCCAGCCCGCCGUGCGAACCCAGAUGUGGCUGAGUGAACAGAUGCACUCCAACCCAGUAGAGUAUCGGUCUGGCCAAGACCCAUGCGGGGGCAGCCCCUGGCUGCAGGAGCAGCAGAGAGAACGUCUUCGGCAGGAGGCAGAGUUUGCGCAGAUGCUGAGUGGGACGGCCCUCCCAGUGAACACCUUGGUGAAGAUCAAAGAAGGUCUCCUUCGCCAGAGAGAGCUGGAGAUUGACAGGCAGAAGCAACAGAUACUGCAACUCCAUGCACGGAUAAGGGAGAAUGAACUGAGAGUGCAACAGGUCCUCCAGAACCAAAGGGGGCGCAGUGAGGAUGCCUACCUGCUUAAAGCAACGCAGGACUCGCCAUUCGAUGGCCCGCGGCUCCCGGUUCAGCUUCCAAACGGCAUGGGACCGCUGUGCUGCGAGAACGGAGAGCUGGGCCGCAGGAUGGCAGCUGCCGAACUCGAGGUGAUCCAUCUCAACGAGCUCCUCAAGCAGAACACACAGAAGUACACGGAGGACAUCAAGAAGCUGGAGGAGAAGAUGAAGACACGGGACCGCUACAUCAGCAGCCUGAAGAAAAAGUGCCAGCGAGAGAGCGAGCAGAACCAGGAGAAGCAGCAGCGUAUUGAGACGCUGGAGAAGUACCUGGCUGACCUGCCUUCGCUGGAUGAGGUCCAGACCCAGGCCCAGCAGCUGGAGGAGGUGAGGGGGGAGGCGCAGACCCUCCAGGACAAGGCGUCCCAGCUGGAGCAAAGCCUGGCUGAGAGCAAGGCCCUGCUGAAGGAGAAAGAGGCACUGAUCGAGAGCCAGGCGCAACGGGAGCAGGAGCUGGUGGCCACCGUUCAGAGCCUGCAGGAGAAGGUGGAGAAGUGCCUGGAGGACGGUGUGCGGCUGCCCAUGAUGGACCUGAAACGGCUGGAAAGGGACAACGCCUCCCUGAGGGAACAACACACCCAGAGCAGCAAGCUCCUCGACAAUCAGAAGAAUCAGAUUGAAAAGCUGAGCCUGGAAUUGGCGGCCAUGGAGAAGAGGCUGCAAACGGAACAGGGUGUGUCCCAGGAGCUGCGUAGCCAGCUGCAGGAGAAGGAUGAAACCCUGGAGGCGCUCUCCAAAGCCACGCAGGAGAAGCAAAGAUGGCUAGAAGAGGGCAUGUCGGGGCUGGACGUUGGUCCGCUGCUGAAGGAGAUGUCACUGUGCCUGCUGGACCUCAAGGCUCUCUGCAGCAUCCUAACCCAACGGGCCCAAGGCAAGGAGCCUAACCUGGCGCUACUACUUGGCAUCAAGUCGAUGAACUGCGCAGGCGAGGACACGGAGAAGCCUCUGCGAGCGGACAGCCUGCAGGCCGAGCUGUCUGAGGUGUGUCGGCUGCGCAAGGAGAUCGACGAGCUGCGGACGGCCAUCUCGGAUCGCUACGCGCAGGACAUGGGGGACAACUGUAUCACGCAGUGACCCCUGCAAUGGUCUUCCGCUUCCUGUCGAAACCCUACUGCAAGACAGCUGAGGGACUGCGUGUUUUUCUUUUUUUUUUUUUUUUUAUUUUUUAUGUAAAGGAUUGUCACAUAAAGGGGGGGGUGUGUGUUUAAUCCGUGUGUUCUAACGCAGCUCUGGUAGCUGGAGAUCCUCAAACUACUGAAUGUAGGACCAAGCUGUGAAUCACGUUUACAAGGAAGCUGUAUUUGAGUUUUAUUUCUCCUUUUUAAUUUUUCUGCAUUGUUAAUGCUUCUGUCCCACCUUGUUUUAUGUGUGAAUAUUUAUACCAACUAUGGCAAGUCUCUCUCUACCACAUGGAUGGGAUGCUGUGUGAGGUUCCUUCUGGAAGCUUCUUCCAUGACCCUGGAGUGACAGACUGCUUGUUCUGGGCCCCGCAGCUCCAGUGUGAUCCUCAGUGCUGCUCGACUAAGUGCCUCACAUGAAAUGCAGGUCCUACACACUAUUGUCCAGUCUUCAGAUGAAGAUCCUACCGCCCUACCCCCCUCUUGAUCUUUUUGGAAUGUGGAUCCAAACAUGGGGAGCAGGUCUUCCACAGGUGGCGGUAGCGUAGAGCAGGUCGCAGGUCGAUCACUGCAACGGCACCUCUCGAGAGCCUGUCUGUACCUCCCCUACUCCACCGGGCAGUGUUUCCAUUGGAACAUUUCAGAGAUAGGUAAUGUUUUUAAAUUGUAGGAUGUGGGAGAACAUGAGAAAACUUUGGUUGUUAUAAUCCAGAAAAGCAAAAGAUCAGGUUUUUUUUUUUUUUAAAAAAAAAAAAGAAAAAAAACACACCAAAUGUAUUUUAAAGAAAUCAAAGCAAUAUCACUAGUGUCACUGACUGGCCUGCUGCUGUAACCAUUACAUGGUCCUGUGCAGUGUGACAUGUUCAGGGUUGUGUUGUUUCUUGUGAGACCUCCAGGAAAAAUCCAAGUGGAGAAGGGAUUAUACUUACCAAAGUUAGCUAACAGAGUAGUUUUGUUGCCUUACCUUUGUAGUUGCAAAAAUAUUAUGGUAAUUUAAAAAGGUGGCAACAACACAUUUUAAUGACUUGUGUUCUGGUUUUCAUCAUGCACCCAAAAAGUUGCUGUGACAGACCUAAUGAAGAGCUUUUCCCUAUGACUUAUCCACAGAGCCAGCUCUAUGUCUGUGUGUAUCUUGUGUGAGAAAGCGAGAGAGCGAGAGAUGGAUGGCUGGUACCCUGGUUCAAGGCCCAUAGGUGGGGAAGGAGGCACUGCAGGUUCGAACCCCCAACUUGGGACCUGCUUGACAUUACUCACCCUGCAGUGGACAGGUGUUUAUGGGUGAAAUGAAUGUAAAGUCUAGUCAUAAAUGUGUGUGGGAGUAUCUCCAGUGGGCCUAUAGAGAAAGCCAUUGUUCUAAGCUUGUUCCUAUGGCCAUUUUACAGGUAUAUAAUUGCAUGUAAUUUAUAAGUAGUUCCAAAACUUGACAAUAGCCCUGAUAUUAAUGUUCUGGAUGAUUGACUUUACUCCAAACAAAAGAUACUGUGUUUACAUGUUAACCAGGUAGAAAACUAUGAUUGUAAUCCAUAUUUCAAAGAGCACACUUAAGGUUCCUUAGCAUUGCAACUGGAUGGGAAGACUAUGCAACAUAUUUACCAGCCAUCUGCAUCCUAUAGAUGGUCUUAGAUUCCCUUUAGUGCCUUGAGGAGCUUAUGCAAUGUUUCACCAUUGUUUUAAGGUUGCAUCCACUUCUUAGUUUUCCUUAAAACCUGUUUAUCCACCCACCCUCUAGAAUAACCAGUGUCUACAAUUUGUUUUCUCUGCCAUUGUAUUUAUUUUAUGUUGUAUUUUGCUUUAAGCCGUAGUGGCAUGGCACUCAGGUGAAUAUUUGAUAAUGGCUCCAUUGAAAACCUCAAGAAUGUACCAUAGAGUGGGAGGUGGAUUUCCUGUAGCAAACAAGCUGUGGUCUUUCAGGCUACAGGGGGCUGCAUGGCUGUAGGGUUUUAGAGCUGUGGAAGUAGUACAAGAUGUAAACUGGUAGACAGUAUCAUAUGUACCAGUCUUCCACAGAAAAGUGCUAAGCUGAUACAUCUUCAGCCCUGAGAUUAGCAGAGAAAAAUAUGGGCAUAACAGCCUCUGUGGGAUGAGCAUAAGACCCUUGGAGAUGGAAAGGGAAGCAACUGUUACAACUCCCAUGAUGCACUGUGGGCUAGGAGCCACUGGCUGGCUUCACCAUACCUAGAACUUUGAGUGGUUUUUAUUAUGUGAAGCUUUUUAGUUUUACAAAUGCCAAAGGUCUAUUUAUAUACUGUUUUACAAGAGGUAUUAAGACUGGUAUUUUUACAUUUGACUUUUUGCUUAAAACUUGUAUAGAUUGCAAAUAAACUAUUUUUCUAUGAGGGAUUGUCAGAUUUCACUGAAUAAAAUGGAUAUACAAGCAAUGCACAUUAAUCUAAGAGAGCUGGGACAGGUAAAGAAGGUACUCUACAGUGUAGUUAUAGUAAGCUAGGUACAGCAUACUGGGCUUUUUCAGGACAGUUAACCAGGAAUAUGACCAGCACUGUCCCAGUUACGCAUUAGCAGUGCACAACCCCCCCCC
This is a messenger RNA of Scleropages formosus (Asian bonytongue), 5135 nucleotides long. It is a transcript of the gene cep85l, whose product is annotated as centrosomal protein 85L. The transcript is spliced from 13 exons. Gene Ontology annotation, cellular component: centrosome. NCBI's taxonomy places the organism in Eukaryota, Metazoa, Chordata, Actinopteri, Osteoglossiformes, Osteoglossidae. The record is from RefSeq and is a predicted model, not a curated record. The coding region runs from base 309 to 2555 and encodes 748 amino acids.